UAAGCUGCUCAGCGGGCCACUGUUCCUCUCCACAUGUGAGCAGCAGCCGCUCCCGUCACACUGAUUCAGACCAGCACGGACGGUUAGAACAGAUAACCACAGGGCUUGAAGAGCCUCGGGACACCGAAGCGAGUGUUGUCCACACUUUUUGGAGUGAAUAUUCUCUCAUGAGCGAGGCGUGUCGGCGGUGAGCGCGGAGCAGACUCCAGGAGUGAGUGAGGAAUGGAGCCGGGCUGUGGAGAGCAGCAGCCGGCCGCCGCAGACACGCCGCUGCCUGUGGACCUUCCUCCGGGUGAAGUCCCGCCUGCCCUCGCGCUGAGGAGAGGCUCCAGCGUGAAGAAACACCACCACAAGCACAACCUGAAGCACCGCUACGAGCUGCUGGAGACGCUGGGCAGAGGCACGUACGGGAAGGUGAAGAAGGCUGUGGAGAAGCACACCGGCCGAGUGGUGGCAAUUAAGUCUAUCCGUAAGGAGAAGAUCAAAGAUGACCAGGACAUGGUUCACAUCCGCAGAGAGAUCGAGAUCAUGUCUUCCCUACGCCACCCACACAUUAUCUCAAUAUACGAAGUGUUCGAGAACAAGGAUAAGAUUGUGAUUGUAAUGGAGUAUGCCAGCAAAGGAGAGCUGUACGACUACAUCAGCGAGCGGCGGAAGCUCAGCGAGAGAGAGACGAGACAUUUCUUCAGACAGAUUGUCUCAGCGGUGCACCACUGUCACAAGAAUGGAGUGGUGCACAGGGAUCUAAAACUGGAAAAUGUGUUACUGGAUGACAACUGCAAUAUAAAGAUAGCUGACUUUGGCUUGUCCAACCUCUACCACAAAGACAAGCUUCUACAAACGUUCUGCGGCAGCCCACUGUAUGCUUCACCUGAAAUUGUAAAUGGCAGGCCAUACCGAGGACCAGAGGUUGACAGCUGGGCUCUUGGGGUGUUGCUGUACACUCUGGUCUAUGGCACAAUGCCUUUUGAUGGAGGAGACCACAAAAGGCUCAUACGGCAAAUCAGCAAAGGGGAGUACAGGGAACCACCACAGUCAUCAGACGCUCGCGGCCUGAUCCGCUGGAUGCUGAUGGUAAACCCGGACCGUCGAGCAACAGUGGAGGACAUCGCCAACCACUGGUGGGUGAACUGGGGCUGGAAAACGAGUGUGUGUGACUGCCAGACUCAGCGAGAGAACAGCUCACCCAUGCUGGCCCGCUUUAUCGACUGGCAAAACCGCACCGAAACGCAGCCCAGCAAAGCAGCUCACGCUGAUCCUGCUGCCAACAACACUGGGCUCACUCCAGCCCGGCGCCUCCGGAAAUCCUCGAAGGAGAAUGAUGGAGGCACCAGGGCAGUUCCAGAGGAGAAGCCGGGGUUGAAGAGGCCUAAAGGUAUCCUAAAGACGCGGGCCAGCAGUGGAGACCAGCGCUCGCAGAGCUUGUGUGAAGUGGAACUGCGUCGCUCAAUCUGCUACCAAGAUGUUGAGUCUGCUUCCAGUCCAGAGAGGGAGGACACUCUGGGGGGCUCGCCAGCCAAAAUAAUGCCCUCCUUGCCCAAGAAGGGCAUUCUGAAGAACAGUCAGCAGCGUGAGUCUGGCUAUUACUCUUCCCCUGAGCGCAGUGAGUCCUCUGAACUGCUUGGGGGCAGCGUGGUGCUCCCACCAAAUGGCUCACCACCUAAGAGGGUGGCGAGGAAGGGCAUACUCAAGAGGAACGGGAAGUACUCUGCGCACAGCGUCCUCCCAAAUGCUGGUGUUCAUGGGGAAGGUUCCACACCAGAUUCAGGCCUUUCUCGGAGCCAAAGCAGACCCUCCAGCAUUGUGGGUGAAGAGAUGGGGCUGUCCAUGGGAGUGGAUUGGCCACACGCUUCCCCAAAGCCCAACAUCAGGGGCUGCCUGUCAGCCGAGGACCUGCUGCAGAUGGCCGGCUUCAGGGGCCUCCAGACAGUCACCCCUCUCCAUGGGGCAAAGGUGAACCGCAGCCCUCCAGGAUCUCCUGGAGACAAUGGAAGCUUCUCACUGCUCGGAGACCUGGACGAUGUGACCCAAGUGUACCAGCAGGCCCUGAGCAUCAGCAACCAGCUGAGCUAGAGAAGGACAGAUACAGAGUGAGAGAGAGUGUGGGCUACAUGUUCUCCCCCCUGUCCAAUAAGCAUAGCUGACCCGCACAUGAACAUAUGUGAAAGGACAAUUAGAAACGGACAGUCAGGACAGAUUGAUGGACAGUUCAUCCGAUCACUGACAUUGACAUUGUUUACACACUGAGAGAAGGGAAAUCAGAAGCUUUAGGUCUAAAACACAUCAGCUUGUGUUGAUAGUAAACAUUCAUGAUCUUCUCACUUUCAACUCAGUGACCAUAUAGAACGAAACAAGCACCUUACUGAGUGUCUUCCUCAACGUGAUACGUCUGGGUAUGAGUGUCAUAUAUACACAGCACAUUAAAAUAGAGCAUUUUGGUAGACUAUUAAAUGUGUAUUGUUUAGGUUUUAAUUAAAUGGUCAUAAACAACAUGGCCACUAAAAUCAGUGUUGGGUCACUGCAUCCUCUGUACAGGUCAUACAGCAGUUGCAGAUGGACAUUAUAAAGAUGUUGUGAAACAAGGUGACAUACCAUCUUGUGUCUAGAGCUUGAUUAUAGUACGUCAUAUUAAAUCCUUUCUUGGAAGAGCCUGUUUUAAACCCAGAAAUCAAAUAAUACUUGAAUGUGUUACAAAAGGUGUGUCACUGAACGCAGGCGAAGGGUGUUAAAGUGUGCCUCCCAAAGCCCUGAGCAGGCAAGACAUUGACACUUUUACUGAAAACUCCGUUCCUAUCUGCCCUAAGACUUUUGUGGUUCAGAUUCAGUAUAAGAGUGUUAGAAAUAAGAACGGAGUCAGAAGAUACCCUGCGCACUCAGAUCUGUCCUUCAACUUUACAUGAGGAAUCUGUAGACCAGUGCUUCCUAACCUUGAACCUGGAGUAACCCCUGCCUGUUUUCCUGCUCUGAUUUAACAUUAUCAGCUCAUUACCAAGCCUUUCCCUCAGUUGAAGUGGGUUUGUUAACGCAGGAACACACAAAAAUAUGUUGGACGGGGUUCUCCAGGAGUUGGGAACCUGUCCAAUAUUAGAUUGUCAAGUGUCCUGUGGGCUUGGCUUUACUUGCAUAACGGAAGGCACAUGUAAGGGUCAGAGGUUGCGUCACCAAGUGAUUAGAACUGUACCCUGGCUCAAUCACUGCUGCUUGUGCUCCAGAGCCUUUUAAAUGUGCUGUUUGUGGUGGGUGGACAGGGUGUAACCAGGAGAAAAAUCCAGUGCAGGAACACCCUGCGUUUCAACAACAGCAGCCGUUGAAAAGAGGGGAGUAGGCGAAACCAUUCUUACUGAAUAUCAGUGCGAUGAAAUGUUGUACCGUUUAAAGGUGACGGGUCAUGAAAACAAGGUUUUAUGAAUGCAAAAAUGCAAUAAAUGAGUAAAAAGGUCAGGUUCAGGGCUGGACGCUUGGGCUCCAGAGUUGACAUAACAGACAAUAGACGCUCUGAGUAUUGUGUUUGUGCAGUGUUUUGUUUUUUUUUCUGUAUAUCAGACACGGAAUACUAUCUUGAACUGGAUCCACAGUGGUUAAUGUUAUACUAUGUUAGUAUUGUUGCUUUUGAUCCAUUCUGCUUUUGGGUUUGAAUAUCCAAAUGGGUGCGAUUGUUUGGGCUUAGUGGAGAAGUAGCAGAGCUUUAACAAGCUCAAAGCCACACUCAGAGACAAAAUGUGCUUUACAGAUGACAGGCUGCAGAAAAAAAGCACAUGGCAGGGAAUAGCCUGACUAAAUAUAAGUGAGCAGUUGAUUAUUAAAAGAAUGCCAUGCUUCUUUAUCUGCUGAACUGGAAAAAAAAAUGUUAAUGCAUAUUUAUCACCUAGGUAAGUUUCACAGUGCAGUAAUUAACUGGAUAUUCUGUAUGUAUUUAUAUGUAUUUAAAUUUACUGUUAUUUAAUCUUGUAUUAUAUGACUGUACAUUAUUGCUAUGGCCAUUUCAAUUAUUGCUGUUUCCAUUGUUUUUAUUGCAUACAGAAGUUGUUAACCUUGAGCCUAUGAUUGUCUUGUUUUGUGCCUUCUUUGACAAAAGAUUGUCCAUAUUCUGAUUAUUAAUUGAACAUGUAUGAAUUUAUAAAGUUGACUAAGUAUAAGUUAAUAAGUUGUAUGAUUAGGUAUUAUGUCUUAGAUUGGACAAACAGCUUCUCUGUGUCAUUCGCUAUGGAAAUAGAUGAUGUAUUUGGGAUUAUGAUGUCCCUGCUCAAUCCAAGACACUAUGGCUUCUAAUAAAAGUCUACGGUCUGCCACCCUG
This is a messenger RNA of Pygocentrus nattereri (red-bellied piranha), 4294 nucleotides long. RefSeq names its product NUAK family, SNF1-like kinase, 1a (gene nuak1a). Gene Ontology annotation, molecular function: protein serine/threonine kinase activity; ATP binding; tau-protein kinase activity. The transcript is spliced from 7 exons. Gene Ontology annotation, biological process: protein phosphorylation; microtubule cytoskeleton organization; intracellular signal transduction. The record is from RefSeq and is a predicted model, not a curated record. NCBI's taxonomy places the organism in Eukaryota, Metazoa, Chordata, Actinopteri, Characiformes, Serrasalmidae. The coding region runs from base 223 to 2073 and encodes 616 amino acids. Gene Ontology annotation, cellular component: cytoplasm.